CAAGGCCUUGGAUUCAACCUCCAAACGCAACUUCCCCUGACACACGACGGACUGUGUUGUACAGAGGUUCCUCUGUUCUUCAUUCCGGUUUUUUUGAGUUACUUAUAUUUCAAGGUCUGCUCUCUUCAGUUGUUGUCACCUUGUCGCCAAAAAUCGGGAGAAUCGACCGCCACGGAAUGCCCAGGCCAUAGCACCGCCCGAUUCUAUGCACCCUUUCUCCAUCCUGACGCUUGGCAUCUUCGUAGCCGGCUACAUCACCGCUCGAUGGGACCUUGUUACCCGCCUCUAUGAGCUUGCCAUAUUCGCCUGGAAAUACGGAGUGGUUACCCGCGCCGCCAAAGGUUUCGCCGUCCUCAGUCUGGUUUUCCUCCUCAUCUUUUUGCCUGUCGAGCGUCUUGCGACGCGCGAGGGGAACCUGCAUCCGCGCUCGAUCGGAUCCGGCAUAUCGGCCAGAGAACAACUGAGACGCCGAGAGCAUGAUGGCUUGAUGCGCGUAUUCUGGCCCGCUGACUUGCCGCGGUCAGAUCUCCGGGGUGUCGUGGUGGGGUGGAGGAACUCGGCAUUGGAUGUGCUCGUUUUGGCGAUCCUGGAAGAGGUGGAGCCGCGCAACGUGGAAUGGGCCCUUAAGAUGGGCACGCUCCUGCGCAACGCGCCACACCCCGUAAGCCGCAUCUACGAGCUGUGCGGCCAGUCGUCGAUACAUGUCCUUGGUGUCUCCAACAAUACCCCCGACACCUUCGAAGUCGAUCCGUCGUGGAUUCGUGUUACGAUUGGGCCUGGUCGCCAGCCUCCCGCCGUCACCUGCGCCCGAGCCUCGAGUAUUCAGAUCAUCCUCUUCGAGAGACCUCACCCGGGAAGAAUGCAAUACAUCUCGUUGAACCCGAUUGAGCUGGCGCUGGGCGACAAGCACGACGGCUUCAAACACGAAGUCCCCGGUGGAUGUGAGGAUGACGACGAGAAGGAGGAGCGCAAGAAGAAGGAGCAGAAGAGGCAACUGGUCGAGAAGCUGACGCAGCACUCCAUCUUUAGACGCGUCCCCUCGGCAAAGGAGAAGGCACUCGCCAAGAUUGUGAACCAGGUCAACUGCGCGUGGGAGCUCGAACAGCUUCUCCAGAAGAAUGUUUCUCGUAUCGGUACGCGCCCCAAGAGGACUCUCAGUGUCUCGGAGAGAGUCGUCGAGUCGGCAACAACGGCCCGAGACAUGAUGCUGGUGUGGAUGUGGGAUAUGUUCACAAUCUAUGUCUGGCCGGUCAUCAAGAAAAUAUUCGUGCUGGGGCUGAUGGCUCACCGGGUCGCCGCCGAAGUUUUGCUGCGCAUCUUGGAGUGGAGAGCGCAGCCGAGAUACGCGGCGCUGAAGGACAUUUCCGCUACAGCGCAGCAGGUUGAGAUCCGGCUCCAGCAGUUCUGCUACUGGCCCAUGCAAUACGUCACGCUCCGGCUCCGCAAGAACGACUGGGAGAGCGUGACCACGAGCCACCCGGACUACAUCCGCUUCUACAACAGCCUCUGGCUCGUGGCCAACGAUGUCAUCAUUGGCAUCGCGCUCGGGUCCUACAUCAUCGACAACUCGGGCUGGGUCGCCGAGGAGAUCAGCCAGCUCCUCAGCCAGUACACGGUGGAUGCCCUGCAGAGCAGCAUCUCAUGGCUCAUGGGCUGGCCUGCCGGGUUGAAGCUGAACAAUGAGCUGGGGGCUUUUCUGGGUGACUUGUUCUUGUGGGUCAUUGACUACUGGUCAAGCUGCAUCGAGGCACUCCGCCCUGUGCUACCGCACGUUAUCUGGUUCAUUGGCUUCUCCAGCUUUGCCGGGGCGAGCAUGCCGAUAGCGCUGUUCUCGGACCUCCUCUCAAUCCUGACGCUGCACAUCUACUCGUUCUAUCUCGCCUCGGCCCGGAUUUACCACUGGCAGCUGAACAUACUGAUCUCGCUGUUCCAUCUCUUUAGGGGCAAGAAACACAAUGUUCUCCGAAACCGUAUCGACUCGUGCGAUUACGACCUCGACCAGCUCCUUGUGGGGACCAUUCUCUUCACGCUUCUCUUCUUCCUCCUCCCAACGGUGGUUGUGUUUUAUCUUAAUUUUGCCAUCGCUCGCAUGGCCAUCAUUUCGCUGAAGGCGGUUUUCGACACUAUGCUUUCGUGCCUGAACCAUUUCCCGCUGUUUGCGCUUAUGCUUCGGGUCAAAGAUCCCGGGCGGCUUCCGGGCGGUAUUCGUUUUGAACUUCGAGAUACCCAAGACUUUAGACAUUCUGUUACUGACACCACCCAACAACAACAACAACAACAACAACAACAACUCCCGUCGACUUCUGUGAUACACUUAAAGUCCGUCCCGCUCAACUUCAAGGCCAUGUUCCACCAGUACUUCCAGAUGGGCCACCGGAUCCGCAAGCACUACCUCUCGCCACGCGUCUUGCUGUGCCUGCUGACGGGCAAGUUUGUCCCGCCGUUGAACCGCAAGAAUCUAUACAGCCUGCAGUACAGCAUGCUGCCCGCGCGGAGAGCGGGUGUGGUGGAGAUGUGGAACGCUGUCAACUCGCUGCCGGCGUCUUCGUCGUCGUUUAUCGGAAAGGACAGGAAGAGGAUCCCUAUUCUGGCGAAGGGAGGGGACGCCAAGCUGCCGGGGAAUUAUAGUGGGGGGAGGGCGAGGGGCUGUGGGUAGAUUGUGUAUUGUAGAGUACCUUAUUGCGAUGUAUAGAACACG
Molecule: messenger RNA, 2698 nt
Organism: Parathielavia appendiculata
Lineage: Eukaryota; Fungi; Ascomycota; Sordariomycetes; Sordariales; Chaetomiaceae
Product: Gpi1-domain-containing protein
Exons: 8
Coding region: 206-2656 (816 amino acids)
Biological process (GO): GPI anchor biosynthetic process
Cellular component (GO): endoplasmic reticulum; membrane
Source: RefSeq, a predicted model, not a curated record